Messenger RNA from Spinacia oleracea (spinach), 2253 nucleotides. Its product is annotated as protein PHOSPHATE STARVATION RESPONSE 1-like. The transcript has 7 exons. The record is from RefSeq and is a predicted model, not a curated record. Bases 1242 to 2195 code for a protein of 317 amino acids. Gene Ontology annotation, molecular function: DNA-binding transcription factor activity. NCBI's taxonomy places the organism in Eukaryota, Viridiplantae, Streptophyta, Magnoliopsida, Caryophyllales, Amaranthaceae.
UAUAACUAUGGAUUCCGGCCGUGUAUGCUUGAUGGGUGACCAAAAUUUCCAUCGUUGCCCAUUCAUGUGUUGGUCAUGUGACCCUUAAACAAAGCCAUCUCCCUCGAUUUUGCUCGCUCAAUUUCCCAACCUUCACUUACUUUACUUUGUUUCUCUCCCUUCUGUUCUCGAUUCUCCUAAAAAAAAAAAUACAAAAAUCCAAUUCUCAAAUUAAUUGAUAAUUUCCUCUUAGCUUUCAAAUUGUCACCGAAAUCGAAGGCUUGGAAGCUCCACUGUUGACUCACUCAUUUUAGCAAAGUUGUUGUUUGGGUUUCUAGCAAUAAAGAUAGAAGUUCAAUAAUUUGUUGCAAAAUCGUGAAAUUAGUCUAGAGUUUUGCUAUGUAACCUAUGCAAGAGAAUGAAGGUGCAGAUUUUUUUGUUUGCAUGUUUAAUUAGUUAAAAAAGAGGUAGUACUGUUUUUCUGGGUUUGAAGAUAAAAAAGGAACUGGGAUUUCUGGGUUUUUUUUGGUUUUGUCGGGUUGGGAAUACGUGACAUGUGAGUUGUUGAUUACAUAUGGGAUUGAACUCACUGAAAAUUAUGUGUUUGUGGGUUUGAGUUUUGAUAAUGUCAUGGGAAAAUGUAAGGUAUUUUGGGGUGCACAGAAGGUGUUUGAUGAAAUGUUUGGGAGAAAUGUUGUUUCUUGGACUUGUAUCCCGUGUAUGCUUGAUGGGUAUGUUUAUUGUGAGGACUUGAUUAGUGGCGAAAGGGAGUUGGAUGCAAUGCCGAAGAGAAAUCAGGUCUCAUGGAAUGCCAUGAUAUUGAAGCAGAAGACAGAGAUGAAGCAGAGAGCUCAAAGAGGAAGAAGGGAAAAUCAAAGGAGAAAGGAAGGAAGCAAAGGAGGGAAAACUAAAAAAACAAGGAAAAAUCUUGUAUAAAAUGGACAUGUUGAUUGACAUAUUAGUCAAUUCCAACUCGAUACGACGACACGGCCUGAACCAUCUCUACAGAGAAGUAUCUGGGAAAGAAAGGGGAGCUUAAAUAAUAAUUGCUGACGUGGUAUAACCGUCAGGAAAAUACUGUUGCGAGAAUUGAAGCCCAUUUAUGUUUUGGCGCUCAAAAACACAAUUCAACUCUUUCCCCUGUUACUCUUCUCUGAUCAAACCCAAACACUAAAACAUUCAAGAACAAAUUCUCUCUCCUCCCCCUGUAACUCAACUCUGAUUAAACCCAAACGCUAAAAUCUUUCAAGAUUGUAAUCGCCAUGGAUAACGGGAAGGGCAAGAACAAAGUAGAUGAAUACGAUCAAGAACAGAAUUAUGAAGAUGAAUCUGGCAUUUCUACUUUAAGGCAGAAUCCAGAUAUAAUUGGUAGCAGUUCAAGUGACAAUGAGCAUCCUGAAACUGGUGAAAAUUCUAUGAUACCUCAGCCAGAUGAGCCCCUCCAACAGAUAAGUACAGAAUUAGUACUGGCAAUUCCAUGUAGUCAAAUUCAACGAUCUCAGAGACUAAGUGAUGAAGGUUCUGGAAGGAAGAGAACGAGGGAAACUGGUUCAAGUAGCCAGAGUCAAUUUCAUCAUCAGUUGGAAUCUGGUUCAAGUAGCCAGAGUAAUCAUCAGUUGGAAUCUGGUUCAGGGAUCUCGGGUUCAUACCAUUUGGAAAGCCCUUGCACAAGUAAUUAUUCUUCAAGCUUGCCAACAAAUAACAUGGAUGAGGGUUUUAAGGUUAAGGAGGCAUUAAGAAGUCAGUUGGAGGUGCAGACUAAACUACAUUUGCAGGUUGAGGCUGAGAAGCACUUACAGCUAUGCCAGGAUGCAGAACGAAGAUACAUGGCGGCGAUGAUUGAAAGAGCUUGUAGACAACUGCAGCAAGCCCCCCCACAUGGAUUCAACCUUUCUCCAUCUGCACCUGCUUCAUUUCAGUACGGUCAUGUUUCAUGCCAAGGCCAGGAUGCGUACUCGGAUACGACCUCAGACGAGUCAUAUACCAACUUCACUUACAUACCUGUUGAUGCGGUCGAUGAAGAUGUGGUUGAUGAGGAUGAGGUCGAGGAGGAUGAUGUGGUCAAUGAGGAUGUGGUUGAUGAGGAUGAGGUCGAGGAGGAUGAGCCCGCCGAGGAGGGAGGUGGGGGAUGGAAAGUUUGCUGUUGUUAUAUUUUCGCCUCUGCGUUUUUUGUUUUAGUUUAUGCUUGGAUUAAACUCUCCAUGAUGAGUCAGUAAACAGUGUUUUGUAUGUACUUUGUGACAGAAAAUAAAACCAUAAUUGUUGAUUUGUUGA